This is a messenger RNA of Salmo salar (Atlantic salmon), 7480 nucleotides long. Its product is annotated as IQ motif and SEC7 domain-containing protein 1. Gene Ontology annotation, molecular function: guanyl-nucleotide exchange factor activity. Lineage: Eukaryota; Metazoa; Chordata; Actinopteri; Salmoniformes; Salmonidae. The record is from RefSeq and is a predicted model, not a curated record. Gene Ontology annotation, biological process: regulation of ARF protein signal transduction; actin cytoskeleton organization.
GGAGGAAAAGAGGGAGAGGAACAGGGUCAGAGACACAGGGAGGGAGUGAUAGAGGUAGAGGAGUCACCAUCUCUUGCCUUCAUCGAGAAAGUUUGCUUCUGCGACCAAAGAGGAGGAGAGGGAGGAGGAAGAAGAGGCCCAUUGCUAAGCCUGAUUGAGACAGUGUCUAUCAGAGCAGAGAGGCAUGUGUGGUGUAUGAAGGAUGUGCUUCUGUACUCCCACAGACUAUAGUAUCUUCUGGAGCGGUGGAUCUAUAGCCAUGCCUCCCCACAGACUCCCAGCCUGACACACGCUCUGGAGGGACGGGAACAGAGGACAGCCUGAGUGACCUGGAUACGAGCUGAACAGAGCUGAUGCAGUCUACAGUGUACAAGUUAUUUUAAGCAGAUCCUGACUUCAACUUGGUCUGAGUUGAUCCAAACAGAUCCAAAUAGAUUUUGGUCUGGAUCCUGAUCUAAGACUACUUUAGAUGGACCUGGUUCUCAUCUGGUUUUGUGUUUGAGACGCACGUCCAGAACGGUUUUAAUCUGGGGAGUUCCAUAGAAGCACUGUAGUGCUCCAGAUAAAUUUACCCACUCAGGACCAGGACAGUGUGCCAGAAGAGGAGGAUCCAUGUCUGGAUUCAGACAUUUAACACCUAAGCAAUGUUCAGUACCUGUGGUGCCAUGAUGUUUACUGAAUCUGCUAACAUGAACAUACAACACCUGGCACCAUGGACUAACCAGCACUGUCUCCUUAUCGGGGCCCCCUGUUGAUCUUCUGCAGGAGAACUUAGGAGCAGAAAAAUGUGGAAAUUUAAGACAUUCUGUAUGGAUUACUGGCAUGUGUUGUGUCUACAGCCUCACAAUACUUUUCAUAAGAGUGUGGAGGGGGAUGCGCGGCCCAGUGAGAGCGACGGUGGAGCCAGCUACAGGGGCCCAGUGAUCAGCCCAGACCGCUUCGAGGGCCCCCUCUACGGCCACGGAGUGCAGCCCGGCCCCCAGCGGCCCCCCCGCAGGCCCAAGCUCCAGCACUCCCAGUCCAUCCUCCGCAAGCAGGCCGAGGAAGAGGCCAUCAAACGCUCCCGCUCACACUCAGAGGGCUAUGAGCUGUCGGCUGACCUCCAGGACAAACAGGUGGAGAUGCUGGAGCGUAAAUAUGGCGGACGCUUCAUAACCCGGCAUGCGGCCCGAACCAUCCAAACAGCCUUCCGUCAGUACCAGAUGAACAAAAACUUUGAACGCCUCAGGAGUUGUAUGUCUGAGAACCGCAUGUCCCGACGCAUCGUCCUGUCCAAUAUGAGGAUGCAGUUCUCCUUCGAGGGCCCUGAGAAAGUCCACAGCUCCUACUUUGAGGGGAAACAAGUGUCCCUGACAAACGACGGCACCCCCCUGGCCUUGGUACAGUCCGAGUGUGGGGACCUGGAGGUCCACCACCAGGCCAACAUGGCGUCUCACCCGGCCUCCCAGAACCACCUAACGGAUGCCAUCACAGAGCUGGAGGACGCCUUCUCCAGGCAGGUCAAGUCUUUGGCCGAGUCCAUUGACGACGCCUUGAACUGCCGUAGCCUGCAGGACGACGAGGGUCAUGACCCCGAGGCCUUGGGCUGCCCCGAGGUGGAGAGGGAGGUGGCCUAUCAGGUGAAGCCUCACCGCGGGGCGACGGGACGCAAGCGAGAAGACAUGAUGGCAUCCUACAGCGAUGUGACUCUGUUUAUUGACGAGGAGGAACUGUCUCCCUCCAUGGGGCUGUCGCGGGGGCCUGGUGACCAGCCCUCCAGCAUUGAGUCAGACCUCCGCCUGCGCUCGGCCAACUCCUCCCAGGACUACUGGCCACUGGACCCCAAGGAUGACGAGCGUGACACGGACACCAGCUGCCGCAGCACUCCCUCCCUGGAGUGCCAGGAACAGAGGCUCCACCUCCCCCUGCUGACCAUCGAGCCGCCCAGCGACAGCUCCGCCGAACACAGCGACCGCUCUGACCGCAGCUCCAUCAAACGUCCGCCUGUCUACGAGCCUCACGGGGGCGGGCACAUCGUGGCAUCCUCCCAGGCCAGCCCCAAACACAUCUCUCAUGGUCCGCCCCCACGAGGGCCCUCCCGGGACGACGAGGCUCCCCUCCGCCACCGCCACAGGGCGCUGGAGAGCCACCUGGCCAUCAACGGCUCGGCCAACCGGCAGAGCAAGUCUGAGUCUGACUUUUCGGAUGGGGACAACGACAGCAUCAACAGCACGUCUAACUCCAAUGACACCAUCAACUGCAGCUCUGAGUCGUCGUCCCGGGACAGCCUGAGGGAACAGACACUCAGCAAGCAGACGUACCACAAAGAGACUCGCAAUAGCUGGGACUCACCGGUCUUCAGCAACGAUGUGAUCCGCAAGAGGCACUAUCGCAUCGGCCUGAACCUCUUCAACAAGAAGCCAGAAAAGGGUGUCCAGUACCUGACUGAGAGAGGGUUCGUCCCAGACACGCCUGUGGGUGUGGCUCACUUCCUGCUUCAGAGGAAAGGCCUGAGCAGGCAGAUGAUUGGAGAGUUCCUGGGCAACCGGCAGAAACAGUUCAACAGAGACGUCCUGGACUGUGUGGUAGAUGAGAUGGAUUUCUCGUCGAUGGAGCUGGACGAGGCACUGAGAAAGUUCCAGAAUCACAUCCGGGUCCAGGGAGAGGCCCAGAAGGUGGAGCGCCUCAUUGAAGCCUACAGUCAGCGCUACUGCAUCUGUAACCCCACGGUGGUGCGCCAGUUCCGGAACCCUGACACCAUCUUCAUCCUGGCCUUCGCCAUCAUCCUCCUCAACACCGAUAUGUACAGCCCCAACGUCAAGCCAGAGAGGAAGAUGAAGUUGGAGGACUUCGUUAAGAACCUCCGAGGGGUGGACGAUGGGGAGGACAUCCCCAGGGAGACUCUGGUAGGAAUCUAUGAGAGGAUCAGGAAGAGGGAGCUGAAGACCAACGAGGACCAUGUGUCUCAGGUCCAGAAGGUGGAGAAACUCAUAGUGGGCAACAAAAAACCGAUUGGAUCUCUCCACCACGGUCUAGGAUGUGUCCUGUCCCUGCCCCAUCGCAGGCUGGUCUGCUACUGCCGGCUGUUUGAAGUGCCGGACCCCAACAAGCUCCAGAAGCUGGGCCUGCACCAGCGGGAGAUCUUCCUGUUUAAUGAUCUUCUGGUGGUGACAAAGAUUUUCCAGAAGAAGAAGAACUCUGUGACAUACAGCUUCAGGCAGUCUUUCUCUCUGUAUGGGAUGCAGGUUCUGAUGUUUGAGAACCAGCAUUACGGGAAUGGAAUCAAGCUUACAUCAGCCAUACCAGGUGCCGACAUCAAAGUCCUCAUCAACUUUAACGCGCCCAACCCCCAGGACCGCAAGAAGUUUACUGACGACCUGCGGGAGUCCAUUGCAGAGGUCCAGGAAAUGGAGAAAUACAGGAUAGAGUCUGAGCUGGAGAAGCAGAAAGGGGUGGUGAGGCCCAGUAUGUCCCAGAGCUCUGGGCUGAAGAAGGAGGCUGGCAACGGCAACAUGAACCGUGCCAGUCUGGAUGACACCUACACUAUGGGCGAGGGCCUGAAGAGGAGCGCCCUCAGCAGCUCCCUCCGCGACCUCUCUGAAGCAGGCAAGCGUGGGCGCCGCAGCAGUGCAGGAUCACUAGACAGCAAUAUGGAAGGGUCCAUCAUUAGCAGCCCCCACACACGCCGGAGAGCCACGACCCCCCGCAGUGAGGGCCCGCCCCGGGGCCACCCCACCAUCCCCAACUCCUCCUCCCUCCUCGGGUCGCUCUUCGGCAGCAAGCGGGCAAAGCCUUCAUCCCAGAGCCAUCCUCCUCUUCCUCCGCCCGGUCACCCCACCCUCAUCUCCCACACGCCCCAUCCGUCCAACCUCCACCACACAGCCCAGCAGGUAGCCCAGGCCCAGCUCCACCACUCCCAGUACUGCCAGCAGAACCCCCCUCCUUACCACCACCACCACCACUACCACCCCCCGCCCCACACACAGUACCACCAGCACCCGGCAGCAUACGCAUCCUCCUCCCACUCACACCAACACCCGCUUGUACCACAGCACAGUCACAGCACCCACGGCCAUCAUGCCUCACACUCCCAGCAUGCCCUUCACCACCACAGUCAGCAGCAGAGCCCGGCACCCGGCGGGUCCAAACCCAAGCACAGUGGCAUCAGCACCGUGGUGUGACGAGAGAGAGAGAGAGAGGGAGAGAGGGAGAGAGAGGGGGGGUAGAGAGAGAGAGAGAGAGAGAGGGGGGAGGGGGGAGAGAGAGGGGGGGAGGGGAGGGGGAGAGAGAGAGCGACUCGUCCACCAAUGGGACAGAGGGUAUACUGUCCAUGGCCUGUCCACUGUGUUCCACUGCUGUGGUUGAGAUGGACCUCUGGUAGUCACCUGUAUCCCCUCCCUAUUUCAGCAUCUCACCAAUAUGCAGGUUGGAAACCAGACUCAAUUCCUCCACAAAGGGCCACGGCUCGAACCUUAGAGUGGGGGCCUCUUUCUUUCUGUCAGGGGUUGAGAGAGGAGGCGUUUUGUACGGGGAAACCCUUUCCCUCCUAAUCCCUGUGAACUCACACCAAACCCGGCUGUGACGGCUGAAGAGAACCGUGCAUCUCUGUAGGCCUCUCUACAUUGCUCUGUUCUUUCAAUAGCCUGUCUUCCCUUCGUGUAAGGAGUUGGGACAGGCCUGGGAAAACAUUUCUGACUGUUUUCUCUGUCAUGAUGGCAUAUUAUAUUGUACACAGUCUUUUCGAAACAAGGCUAGCUUUAACACUACUUUCUUGAGGUUUGUGAAACCCUUUCUUUAUUUUUAAGAAUGCUAUUUGUUGUUGCCUUUCGUAGAAUUCAUGUAGUGUAGAAAAGCUAGGUGUAAUCAUUUCACAAUACCUAGACCAAUGGACAGGCUAACAACUGAGGAUCAGUCUCAAUGGUAGUAGUUCUAGUGCUGCAUUUACUGUAGAUGACAGCUUUACGUGUUGUCUACUAACUCUCAUUAAUAAAUGUGCCAAUUACUAAUGCAUAAACUAUUUAGUCCAGACUUCAUGUACAGUAUAUUGUGCGUAAAGUACCUUCUAAGAUUAUACAACCAUUAUUAUUAUCAUUAGAAAGGAACUUUCUCAGUAUUAUACUGACUCUAUGGUAACAGGAUAGAUGGAAAGGAGGCGUGAACCCACAUUGUCAGGCAGGCCAAUAACCUGCUCUGGAACCCUUUGCCUUCCAACCAGAGCAUUGAGAGACUCAGGAAUGCAGCUGUGGCACAUGGCCCUCCUAGUGCUGUAUAAAACCUUAGUGGACAGACACUUCUUGGCAUGGGCAUUUACUGAGCAUAUGUUGCUCAUCUGCUGGGUAGAUGGGUCCCUCUCAGCUCAGUAUAGUACUCCUUUAUAUGUUUAGCACUGUGAGUAAGGACAUGUAGUAAGAUAGCAGUGAAGAUGUGUCACAGCUCUCUUGUUGAGCUAAUGGGCUUCUCUUGGCUGUAUGCUGGCUCAGCUCACAGCUUGCCUGACCUAUCGGAGACUUUACUGAUGGACCCACAGUAGAGCUGGUAACGUCUCAUGCCAGUGAUGCAGCUGCAUUCUUGACUCUUCAAAUUGAAAUACAAUAAUCAUUUUUUUUCUUCAUAAUUUACUAUAUUUUUGUUUUCUUCACAAAACCUGAGUAGUUGAGUGACUAAAAUAAGCUCUUAAGUAUGUAGUGAAUUAUUUGUUUGUUUGUCAACUUUGUUUAUAUCAUUCUGUACGUGCAAUAUCUUCGUACUGAUUUUGUACAUUCAGAACAAGCAAAGGGUCCCUUCUGUUUGUUUUGUAUGUUUUCAUGUUGUGUCGUUAUUUAUUUAUUUAGUUCGGACCCCUGUCGUUCUCUCUCAGUGGCUUAAUGUGUGGUUGUUCUCAUGGUUCUCUGAGAAGCACAGUCCUGGAAUUCAGUGGAAUGUCUAAUAAGUGAUGUUGCAUGUAAUGUUAUUGAUGUGAGGCUAUCCUCUCCACAUUCUAUAACAAAUCAGUGUUACCAUAGCGAUUAAAGUGCAAUCACGUUUAAAAAAAUGUAGGCCUUCUACAGGUUCAAGUCUGUUAUCAUGUUGUCCAGGAAGAGAUUCAGGUGAAAAAUAUAUAUUUUUCAUUUCAGAUUAUGUACUGACUUACACAGUUCACGGUGGAAGGAAAGAGGAAUGUGUGUAUAUAUUUUAAAAGGAAUAUGCUUCCCUGUGGGCAGAACAGAACUAUUUUGCUGGAUAAGCACAUAUGAAGGAGCGCUUUCAUUUUUCAGGAAAUCUGGAAAAAAAUGUAGAUCUAAUAUACAGCAAAGAAAUGCAAAAGGAACUGGGAUACAUGUAAAGUAAAAUAACUUUCUACAUUCUACAAAAUAAGAGUCUAUUAUCAUGUGUACAUUAAAGUAAGAGUCAACUGUUUCUCCCAAUAUUCAGGGUGUAAAUGUAUUUUAACAUUCACUAAGAAAACUGAAACCAUAAGACUACAUUCAACACAACCGUUCAUAUUAGAGCCAUGAUAUUAUAACAAAAAAAUAAGGACAUUUAGACAGAUAAACAUAUCUUAUCUGGAACAUGAAUAAUCAAUUGAAUGUCUUUCUAAUAAUUUCAUAUUUGCCUUUUUGUAACUCAGAAAUGGUCGGACAACGUAAAAAAAAAAAAAAAAAGAACGAAAUGUAUACAUUGAUCUUGAUAUGUGUUGUAGUGCUUCAAGAAAUGUCCACAGUGAUCUACAGUCUGAGAAGUACCCCCACAAUGCACUGCAUGGACCUGAUGCAUCGUGUGUCCUUUUCACUGUGAGCUUGCUGACCAGGUCAGCCUGUAAAGUUGAUUGACUUUAUUUCCUUUCCUUUGGUUUAGAUCUGGAAUCUUCUGAUGUUGACUUGCUCUUGCUGUCCCACGUUAAGCUGAUUGUUACUUGAGCUCAGCAUGCAUUUAUUUCAUCUGCAUAUACAUAGCCAUUGUAAAAAGAACAAAACAUUAACACCGUUGCACUUCUGUUGUUAUUGAGCCGAGGGCUAUGGUUGUGUAAAUAGAAGAGUAGAAGUGUUGAUUAUGGAAUUCUAAAAAAGGUGGUUUAUCUAAAAUGAAGAUUAGAAGGGACCAAGUGCGAGAAAAGGGAUAUGUACAUAGUGUGUAUAUUAUCACUACUGUUAUCCAACAUCUGCCGUGGAGAUCAGGGUGGUGUGCCCGUCACCUCAUAUGGGAGGUGGGAAAUAUAUGAUUCAGAACAUAUCGCUUGUCUCUGCCUCCAACUGUACUGAACUGUCAUUCGCUGUGGAUCUCAAAGACAGACUGUUAUAACGUUCACUGCCUCCUAAACACACACACACACACACACAGACAGACACACAGACAGACACACAGACAGACACACACUCAUCAAAGGGAAAGACAAGAGUGGCCUCAUUUCUAUGUGCAUUCAGUUUGUCCAGUGAGUAGUGAGUCAGUAAGACCCCAGUUAUUGUAAAACUUCAACUGUGACAAUGUUGACAACGCUAAAUAAACAAAUAUAUGACUUAUGGUA